Molecule: messenger RNA, 1369 nt
Organism: Neopsephotus bourkii (Bourke's parrot)
Lineage: Eukaryota; Metazoa; Chordata; Aves; Psittaciformes; Psittacidae
Gene: RAB17
Product: RAB17, member RAS oncogene family
Exons: 7
Coding region: 331-972 (213 amino acids)
Cellular component (GO): endosome
Molecular function (GO): GTPase activity; GTP binding
Source: RefSeq, a predicted model, not a curated record
AGAGGGCUUUAAGGAGACUCAGGAAGCCCUCUGCCCUACCCCAUCCUCUCUGAAGAGCUGAAGCAAAGGUCUUAGCUGAACACUUGGUCUCAUCCAUAGCGCAGGGCAGCCUCUCUUUAUCACUGCCUUAUUUCCCCAACCCACUCUGUCUGCUAAAGCUCUCUCCUUGCUGGUUAAGGGUCACUAACUGGCUGCACAGGAUCUUCUUAAAGCUUGUGUAGAAAAGCUUAGACAUCAGUUCGACAUCAUUAGACUUAAACAUCAUUAAUUUCCCGGGAAGUUAAAUAGAGUCUUAAAUACCACUUCUGAGCAGCUCCAUCCCCAAAGGGCAUGGCACAGAAAGAAGUGCUGGACACCUCCCUGGAGGGGAUUCAUCCAACUUACCCCUACAAAGUGGUUCUGCUGGGGAGCACAUCAGUGGGAAAGUCAAGCCUGGCCUACCGAUACGUGAAAAAUGACUUCAAGGAGUCACUGCCAACCGUGGGAUGCUCCUUCUUCACACAGAUGCUCAACAUGGAGGUGGCCACGGUCAAGUUGGAGAUCUGGGACACGGCAGGCCAGGAGAAGUACCACAGUGUGUGCCACCUCUACUACCGGGGUGCCCAUGCCGCUCUCCUUGUUUACGACAUCACCAACAAGGAAUCGCUCAACAGAGCAAAGCUGUGGCUGAGGGACCUGGAGAAGGAAUUCCUUCCUGAUGAAAUUGUCAUUGCUUUGGUAGGCAACAAGGUGGAUCUUGCUGCUGAGCGAGAAGUCACUACCGAGGAAGGGGAAGAGUUUGCAAGGACCAGAGGCCUCCUGUUCAUGGAGACAUCUGCAAAAUCCAGCCACCAAGUAAAUGAUAUCUUUACGGCCGUAGCCCGAGAGCUCCUGCAGCGGGAACAAGAGAAGGCCCGAGCCCCAUCCCCGCAUGCGAGGUCAACAGUCACCCUGGGGGAGAGCAGGGUGCGGACAGGGUGCUGCCGGCUCUGAGGACAGCAGAUCUGGACCUGGAUGAGGUCUCCAAGAGGAGCAGUGACAAGGCAAGGGGGAUGCAGCAGGGCAGGGGCAGUUCAGCCUUGCCACCCUCCCGCUCUGAGCGAGGUCAGAGCCUACCUGACCCCAGCAUGGGGGUUCCUCAACUCCGGCACUGCCUUUGAGCAAGAGAUGAAGCGCAGGGGUUUCUCCCCCACCUUUCUGCUUCCAGAGAGGAGUGGGACCUCCCAGCACAGCUGCCACCAGCCCAGACUGGUGCCUUCCCGCCCCAGCUGCACUUUAUGCCUCCAUCUGCCUUCCUGUCUGAAGAGCGAGAGUUUAACUUCCCAGAGUGGAGCCGGUGCCUGCCAGCAGCUUUGCACCAGGCUGCAAAUAAAGAGAACUGUGCCCUAAA